AUGUGGGCCGUGUGUGCGCCACGGCCGGGAAUGCCUCUACGUUUCAAGGGCCGCACGCACCUCACUGCGGUCGAAACCCGGCUACACGUCCUUGAGACUGCACUGCGGAGGUUGUUCCCAGGCGGAGACAUGGAAUCCCUAACACAGAACCUACUCCUUGAUGAGACUAUAGAUGGGCCUGAGACAUAUAUUACCUCAGACAACCUUCGUGAUAGCAUCGCGUUUAUGGACGGUCUGUCGUCCCAACUCAGCAGCCAUGGGAUGGUGAACGAUGAAUCGAUUUCGGAACAGCCGGCACCUCGCUUUGCUACUGGUAUCGAGUGCCAACCCCAUUCUGCCUCUCUGGUCACCGUGGAGGAACAGACUCAGUUUGUGCACAGCUAUUUUGAACGGUAUCAUGUUCUAUACCCAUUGGUAAAUGAGGAGACUUUCCGCCGUGACCUCGGUAGUCAGUCGCUGCAACCUGCAUUUCAUUUAUUGGUGCAAUCAGUAUUAGCUAUCGGAGCUUGGCUGACACCACAGGUGCCAGAGGGCUUUGAUAUCAAACUCUUCAUGCAAGCGCAGCAUCAGUUUCAGACAAUGCCGAUCACAGACCAGGUUCAUAUUUGCAUUGUCCAGGCUUUGAUCUUGCUUAGCUAUUUUGCGCAGAAGCAAGGCAGCGCCGAAGAGAGCGACUAUUACAUUGGGACAGCGCUUCGAAUUUCAAUUGCUCUUAAUCUCCACACCAACCCUCCUAUCUCGCUGUGCGAACUGGACAAAGAAGUUCGCCGGCGAGUGUGGUGGAGUGUUUAUUGCGCCGAAAGCUGUUCGGCCAAGAUGUACGGACGGCCACUGCUCUUGCCAGAUGACAAUCUAAUUACCACCCUCACAGCGUCAAGCACAGUGUUCCCACCCCAAACCGACGAUACGACGAUCUACACCGGCCUGAUCCAACAAUCCAGCUAUCAUCGCAUGGCAAAUAAGAUCUAUCGCCAGCUACUUUCAACUCCACUGGUAACACCAAAGGAUGUUGAGGAGGCUGAGCAGACAAUCGAUGCAUGGCAUCGCAGCUCAUCAUUUUGCGUACAAGUGGGAGAUCGUUCCGCGCGGCCAGAAUGGCACUUCACGGCUCGCUGCCGCCAGAUCCUGUGCGAUCAAAAUCUUCGACUCCUCAUUCGUCGGCCGAUACUGUUACACUGGUUUAGAAGGUCCUCUACAGCCGGCGGACCCACAUACCAGGACAGUGCAGGCGAGGCUCGCUGCCGCGCUGAGGGUCUGACAAUCGCGCGGACCACAAUUAACACGAUUGCAGACUCUCUUUCCCAUGGCCGCUAUUCCCGCCUGACUCUAGCAUUUACCCUCUAUGCCUUCUUCCACGCUCUGAUUGUGCCUCUCAUCCACGUAAAGACAGACCCCUGGUCCCCGAUAUCUAUAUCCUGUAUGCAGGACCUAGAAAAAGCCAGAGCCGCCCUUGACCAUCUACCCGCUGACAGCGUCGUCCUGUCACGCUACUUCGGCGCAGGUCUACGACGUCUUUUCGAGGUGGCUUUUCAGGCGAACCACCAGAAGAGCCCGAGUAAGCCUCCUAGAGGUGAAAGAACAGUGGGCCCUCAUACAUUACAAGAAAGGAAUAACAACAUUUUUGGCAGGGAGGAGCUGGCCCUGCUAGAGGUGGGAAAUCUAGGCCCGUCACGUGCGCUUGACUUUUCGGAGUGGAUGCAUUUAUAG
Aspergillus campestris IBT 28561 is the source of this 1707-nucleotide messenger RNA. RefSeq lists its product as uncharacterized. Gene Ontology annotation, molecular function: DNA-binding transcription factor activity, RNA polymerase II-specific; RNA polymerase II cis-regulatory region sequence-specific DNA binding; zinc ion binding. The record is from RefSeq and is a predicted model, not a curated record. Gene Ontology annotation, biological process: DNA-templated transcription; positive regulation of transcription from RNA polymerase II promoter by galactose. Gene Ontology annotation, cellular component: nucleus. NCBI's taxonomy places the organism in Eukaryota, Fungi, Ascomycota, Eurotiomycetes, Eurotiales, Aspergillaceae. The transcript has 4 exons. The coding region runs from base 1 to 1707 and encodes 568 amino acids.